Messenger RNA from Misgurnus anguillicaudatus (oriental weatherfish), 2048 nucleotides. RefSeq names its product trichoplein, keratin filament binding (gene tchp). Gene Ontology annotation, cellular component: keratin filament. The record is from RefSeq and is a predicted model, not a curated record. Lineage: Eukaryota; Metazoa; Chordata; Actinopteri; Cypriniformes; Cobitidae. Gene Ontology annotation, biological process: apoptotic process.
ACUGCACGCCGUAGGUAACCAGGAAGUGUAACCGUAACCAAGAGAACGCUUCGCUUUAUUCAUUACCGUUACUGUUUUGUUGUCGAGCCUGCUAUUAUUAACUGCUUUCUCACAGAAAUUACAGUUUUUACUUUCAUAUUUCGUAUUUACAUUUAAAAAGAUACACGCGUCAGUGCAGUACAAUCAAACUUUUCAACGUGGGUGUUUAAACUAAGCUAGCCGAGCCUGUACUUUCUUGCAGUGGGAGAUCGAUGGCUUUACCGACGCUUUCGGCGCGCUGGCCGGGUCGAGUGCGCGCUCUGGAGAGGCAGCUGGUUCGGCAGAGGGAGCAGGAGGCGCGCUGGAGGCAGCAGUGGGAGCAUCACUCUCAGUACUUUAGAGAUCAGGAGGUCCGGAGCAGUAAACAAGCACACUGGAGUUCAAGGCAGUCCUUCCAGCGCAGUAUGUCAGCUUUUCAGAGGGAGCGGAUGAAGGAGGAGAAGCAGCGGAACCUGCAGGAGCGCAGGGAGCGUCUGAGGACGAUGCUUCAUGAGGAGAGAGACCAGCUGGAGGCCGAGCUCAAAAAUGUUCUUCCAGACAGAACCACAGUGACCAGACAGCUUGUGGAAAAAACAGACGCCCUUCGGUCCGCAAGGGAAGAAAGGAGGAAAAACUUGGCACAGGAGCUGCUGAGGGAACACUGGAAGCAGAAUAACUCUGAACUACGGAAGGCUGAGUCAGGUUUGCACAAAGAUCAUGUUGUGAGUCAGUGGAGAGUCCAACAGCAGGAGAAAAAACAGGCUGAGGAGAAAGCUCAGGAGGAGAAACGUCGUGAGGAGAACGAGUAUGAGAAAGUCAGACGCGAGGCUUUGGAAAGAAUGAGGAAUGAGGAGGAGAGGAGAAAGCAAGAGGAGAUGAAGCGAGCUGAAGACCUCCGUAAACAGAUGGAAGAGCUCAAACUACAGGAACAGGAAGCUGAACGUCUUAAACAGGAACAGGAGGCUUUGAUGUCUCAACGAUGGGAGCUUGAGAGGCUUGAGGAUGAACGGAAGAGGAUAGAGGAGACGAGGAGGAAAACUGAGUUUGGGCAUUUUUUGACACGGCAGUACCGCGCACAGCUGAAAAGAAGAGCACAGCAGGUGCAGGAGGAACUGGAGGCAGACCGUAAGAUCCUUGCAGCGCUGCUGGAAGGGGAGAUGGAGGAGGAGACGCUACAGAAAGCCAGGAGAGAGAGAGCCGUUGCUGACACCGCAUGGAUGAAGCGAGUCAUAGAGGAGCAGCUCCAUUUGGAGAAGCAGAGGGAGGCAGAAUUUGAUAUUUUGUAUCGAGAGGAGGCCCAGCGUGUUUGGGAAAAGAGAGAGGCAGAGUGGGAGAAAGAGAAAAGGGCCAGAGAGAGACUCAUGCGGGAGGUCCUGGCUGGACGUCAGCAACAGCUGGAGGAACAAAUGCAUGAGAACCGACUGGCAAGGGAGGAGUCUCUUCGGAGGAGAGAGGAGCUCCUCCAACAGCUGGAGCAAGAGAGACUUACCCUUCGCCAGGAGAGGGAGGAGCAGGAGGGAGCGCGCACGGCACGCAUGCAAGAGAUCAACGCACAGGUGGAGCAGAAGCACAAGGAACGGUGGGAAGAGCAACAGAGACAGGAGCAAGAAGCGGAGCGGGAGAAGGAGGAGCUUAGGAUGCAGGAGGAGGAGCUUCAUCUUGAAACUGAGAGAAUCAUUCGACAGGGUUACAAGGAGAGAAUUCACACCAGACCCCGGUCAGCAUGGACAUGAGAGCGCUUUACACAGAAAGUAAUAACUUUGUGCCAUGUUUUUUUUUUUUUUAUUAUGAGCUCAGAGUAUCUUCUGGACAUAAGAAUUGGUUUAGGGGUAGCUUGACCCAUUCAUACAUGCUAUUUAUAUAGCCCAUGAAUUGUUAAUGAUUAAUUAAUUGUUUAUGAUUAAUGUGGGUAAGUUCUCAUUUUUACAUUUUAAUACACCAAUGCUGAGAUUUUUAUAUAUUUUAGGUUUGUUUUUAUGUGUUUUUUAUAGAUUAAUUACAAUGUGUAUUAAUAAAGGAAAUAUACUGCG